Messenger RNA from Cinara cedri, 930 nucleotides. The record is from the annotation of a GenBank genome assembly. NCBI's taxonomy places the organism in Eukaryota, Metazoa, Arthropoda, Insecta, Hemiptera, Aphididae.
AUGGACGAUUUGGAAAUCGCAUCACUAAUAUAUUUGGAUGAUGAAGAGUCAUCAGAAGAUAAAAAAAAUCAUUUAGAGGAGAGUGUAAUGUUUAAAAAGCGCAAAACUGAGGGUCUAUUUCAAAUUUUAGUGCGUCGCCAUCUGCAUUGCAAUGACGAAAAAUUUAGACAAGACUUUUGGUUAACACCAAUAUUAUUUGAUUAUGUGUUAAAUCACAUAAGAGGUAACUUAAGCAUCUUCAAGGUGAUAUCUAAGCCAUAUAAUAUAAUAGAAAGAAAAAUCCCAUAUGCCCUGAAGAAAAGUUAUGUAUACUUGUGAUGUAAGUACACUGAAUCAUAUUGAACUAUAAAUUAUACUUAUAAAUACGUCUAUAGACUAAAUGCUGGUACGUAUACCGGCCAAUAUACCGGUCAAUACAUACCAAUAGUAUACCGGCCAAUAUAAUAUAUAUUUAAUUUUAACUCAGUACAAUUCAGUUUAUUUUGAGUAUCAAGAAUUAAGGUAUGUAAAAUUCGGUUUUAAAAUAAUUGAUAAUUAUUACUAUAUUUACAAUAAUUUCCAUUAGACUAUAACAUCAUUUUCUAAUAUUUAUUGAAUAUUGAUAAAGUAAAAUAAAUCGACUUAUCCAUAUUAUAAUAUAUAUCGUUAUAAAUUAACAAUUGACAAGAAAAAAAAAUUGGCUUUGGUUAUUUUCAGAAAGGCAAAAGGCACUUUCUGAAACAUCACCAGUGCUCGGUGUUUGUGAUGACUCAUAUGUUUGUCUACUUGUUGCUAGUGGAUGGUAUCGUUUCUGAAUAUAUGGAACACAAUGUUGAACUCGGAAUUGAUGAUGAAUCGUUAGUCUGUCUUGAAUAUAUUGAACAUAUUUUCAAUUCAGUAUUACCGACCAACGACAAAAUUUGCAUCCUUAAUUUAACUUCUUCAUACUGA